Molecule: messenger RNA, 744 nt
Organism: Lodderomyces pseudojiufengensis
Lineage: Eukaryota; Fungi; Ascomycota; Pichiomycetes; Serinales; Debaryomycetaceae
Product: rRNA-processing protein
Exons: 1
Coding region: 1-744 (247 amino acids)
Biological process (GO): rRNA processing
Cellular component (GO): nucleolus; small-subunit processome
Source: RefSeq, a predicted model, not a curated record
AUGGCAAAAUUAGUACAUAAUGUUCAAAAGAAACAGCACAAGGAAAGGUCCCAAAGAGAUAGUAGAGCCAAGUAUGGUUUACUUGAGAAAAAGAAAGACUAUAGGUUAAGGGCGGCUGAUUAUCAUAAGAAACAAGCAGCAUUAAAAGCAUUAAAAGAAAAAAUCAAAACGCAUAAUCCUGACGAAUAUUAUCAUGCUAUGACGAAAAAGAAAACGGAUGAUAGGGGGAUUCUUAUAUCAGAUAGGGACAGCGAAGUUUUAAGUGUUGAUCAAGUUAAAUUAUUGAAAACUCAAGAUAUAAAUUACAUACGAACGAUGAGAUUAAACGAAAUGAACAAAAUUGAGAAAGAGCAAAAGGAUUUAUUAUUCGAAGGAUCAGGUAAACAUACGAUCUUUGUUGAUUCUAGUGAGGAGCAACAAAAUUUCAAGCCAGAGGAAUAUUUCAACACAGAUGAAUCAUUACUACAUAACAGACAAAAUAGACUUAGAAUAGAUCAAUUACGUUCAAGCUCAGGAGUAGUUAAAACAAAUGAUAUAGAUUCCAAAUUGAAGGAUAAACUUGAUAAUAAAAAAUUAAAACAAUUUAAACAAUUACAAAGAAGAAUAGCUAAAGAAAAGGAGAUACGAGAUGUUGAACAAAUAAUGAGUUCAAACUUGGAGAAAAUGAAAAAUGGUAGUAAGAAAAAAGUUGUUGGACCCGAUGGUAAAAUACAUUUUAAAUGGAAAAAUGAAAGGAAAAGGUAA